Messenger RNA from Cladocopium goreaui, 972 nucleotides. Lineage: Eukaryota; Dinophyceae; Suessiales; Symbiodiniaceae. The record is from the annotation of a GenBank genome assembly.
AUGGCGUGGAACAAGUCCGGCUCUUCUUGGUCCAAUUGGUCAGACAAUUCCUGGGGAUCAUGGUCAGACAGUCACAAGAACUCAUGGGAUCAGAGCCAGCCAGAGUCAAAGUGGGAUCAGACCAAGCCAUCCGCCAGCAUCACCCAGACUGCGGUUCCUUCAGACUUUCAGGCUGAUGAGGAGUUCUUGGACAACCGUGAGAAAUAUGGGUACAAACUCCACCGCAAAGUUCAACCCACCAAUUGGUCCCGAAAGCGGCAACUAGCGGGCCGCCCGGUGGAAGACAUAAGCAUCGUGGACAUCACCAAGAACGGCUGGGAAGAACAUGCGCUUCGAGUUUUGUCUCAAGGGUCCUUUGUCACGCCAGUGUGGGCCCGAUCCACAUCAGAAGCCGUGUUCGCUGCAGGGUUGUUCAAGAAGAUCAGGGAAAAGAAAUACAAUAUUGAUGCCAUUGCUGAACGCAUUUGGGCUGACAGCAACACACCACCCCCCAGCAAACAUGAACAUGCCAUCGACUUCAUGACACCGCUUGUGGACAAAAUCAUGAGUCUUUUGGAUGAGCUCCACCCGGUCGCCCAAGAUUGCACCGCCUUGAAGAAAAUCCAAAGCUUGGAGGCAGAGAAUGCUCGGUUCCGAGCCAAAGGAGUUGUUUUGACUCCGGAGAAGCAUACCACCACAGGGAGAAACCAGGAGAAGCGAAUUCAGAACCAGGACCCUCCUUCAGCCACCACCGACAAAGCCAUGCAACAAUGGCUUGAAAACAUCAAGAAGCACAUGGACAAGGAGAAGGCUUCCCAGCUCGACAAGUACGUCAAGCAAGUCGUGGAACACCACAAAGGGCUCAAAAGCAAAGACCUGGGCGACCUCCGUGCCUUGGCUAUCAAAUGGGGGCUUCCCUACAACUUGGCAGAGAAGGCCAGCAACAAAUCGUUGUCUCAGAUCGUUGCAGCGGCGGCACUGCAGGCUGCCUGA